This is a messenger RNA of Adineta ricciae, 1344 nucleotides long. NCBI's taxonomy places the organism in Eukaryota, Metazoa, Rotifera, Eurotatoria, Adinetida, Adinetidae. The record is from the annotation of a GenBank genome assembly.
AUGAUUUCAGUGCACCAACAAUGUCUGGAUGCUUUGCAAGUCAUCGACGAGGAACUACUAGAUCCAGUGAAUCGCUUUCAAUUGAGAAGCCUGUUGCCAUCCUAUUUAUUUCCACAAGUUGACCAAAUUCUGGCAGAAGUCCGUGGCCAAUCCCAUAUUUACGGGCCGGUGACUAGUUCUCGAAUGAUUUUUCUCAUUGAUACAAGUGGUUCGAUGAGUACUGAAUUUCAAACGGGCUGCCGACAAUAUUUUAAUCGUCUGGAAUUUAUUGUUCACGAUCUGCAUAAAAUUCUUCAUCACCGUAUAUUAGCUCAAUUCAGAUUCAAUACCAUCCAUUUUGGUACACAUGUUCACAGUUGGAAACAUGGACUGACAUCAGCGACGUCCUCUCAUCUAAAACAAGCAGAGCAUUAUUUCGAUCAUUUGGAUGCGCAUGGACAAACGAAUACGUACGAUGCAUUGAAACAGGCACUCAGAGAUGAAGAAGCAAAUACAAUUUAUUUAUUUUCCGAUGCUGAACCAUCAAUGGAUACAAGAACGAUUUUACUUGAUCUAAAAGUAUGGCUAUGUCAGCGACGAAAUCCAUGCGUUAUACAUACAGCUGUUUUUAUCAUGGGACAUACAGAUGAUGAUCCAAAACCAAGAGAAUUUAUGGGUCAGAUUGCAGCCAUAUCAGGCGGCGUGUUCAGAUGUUUGGAUCCAUUUACUUCAGUACACCAAAGAUUUGGUAUUGAUUCAUACAGUGACACUCCAAAUUUGAAUGACGAUGACUUUUUGUUGCAAAGUGUUGGUUUCGACUACCGACAACCGUAUUCUUCUCCCGGAAUGUUCACAACGAAUCAGUGUCAUCAAAAAUUAACUUCUCCCGAUUUCAAAUCUCCACUUAAAUUCCGUACUCGCCUGCAAAACGAUAUUGAUAUUCCAUCGUUUCAUCAUGAGCGUGGUCAUAAUCGUUUUCAAAUUCGUUUAAAUAUCCAACAAAUUAUCCCUGGACAAAAUGGUCAAUGUUCAGUCUCACAUACAUUCGAUGAAUUCAAGCAACUUUAUCAUCAGCUGCAAAAACGAUGCACCGUACCGACGUUUCCCUCCAGUCAUCACUCUCUAUUUCACAUAGGCAAUCAAAUUCACGAACAGCAUCGACAAGCCCUCGAAACUUAUAUCAAAGAAUUGUAUGAUUACGUCAGUCAUCAGGAACAUCCUGAAUUUGAUUUAUUCCUAUUAAUGGAACUGCACGCGAAUCAAAUAGUACAACAAGCUGUAAUCGAAUGGAGAACACGUAGACCACACUCAGUGAGAUCACCUGAUGAAAAAUCACCACCACCACCAUCUUACGAUUCUCAAUGA